CAAUCUUUUUCCACUUUUUUCAGCCUCUCUCUUUCCUUUUUUAGACAAUUGCUUGCUCUCCACCUCUUCACAAUCAUUCCACUUCUACAUCCACCUUUACUCACUUUCCUUUCCUCUUUUAGCUCAACCCCAAAAAAACUAAAUAUUCUUUGUGAAUUUUUCUUUUUUUUUUUUUGUGAUAAUGGAUCUUAAAAACGAUUUAUCACUUGGGUUACAACUUGAUGGUGAAAUUAGUUAUUCUAAUAAAAAAGAAAUUAAGCUAAAUGUUAUUUCAAUCAAAGAGGAAGAACAAGAAGAAGAACAAUUCAUGGAGGUUCCAAAACCAUUACAAAGUUUACAAGAAGUGGGACCUACUCCAUUUCUAAAUAAGACUUUUGAGAUGGUGGAAGACCCAAAAACUAAUUCAAUUAUUUCAUGGAGUGUUACUUGUGAUAGUUUCAUUAUUUGGGAUCCUCAUAAAUUCUCCAUUGAAUUGCUUCCUAAGUAUUUUAAGCAUUCUAAUUUCUCCAGCUUUGUUCGUCAACUUAAUACUUAUGGAUUUAGAAAAGUCCAUCUUGAUCGAUGGGAGUUUGCGAAUUCAAAGUUUCAAAGGGGGGAGAAGCAUUUGUUGAAGACAAUCAAGAGAAGAAACCAUGCUUCAAAUAACAAUGCUAGACUACUAUUCCAAAAAGAGGCUGAAAUACAAAACCUUAGGAAAGAACAGGAGGCACUCACACUCGAAAUCCUCGAUCUGAAGCAAGAACAACAGGAAUCGAAUACAUGCUUAGCUUCAAUGGUAGAUCGUAUAAAGUCGGCUGAAUGGAAGCAAAGGGAGUUCAUUAUGCUCAUUGCUAAGGCAAUGAAAAGAACUCCCUCGUUCCAACAGCUGAUUCAAAGCUACCGAAACAAGAAAGAUCUCGGUAAUGGACAAGGACAAGUAUCGAAGAAACGUCGAUUAACUGCAAAUGACAGUAUAAUGAACACAUUUAUGGAAAAGGGUAUCAUCCAUCAUUCUGUUUUCAAGGACAAGGACAAGUCUCAGGACACUGAUGUAUGUCCUAGCUUAGUGCCGGACCAGAAAUCGAACUUGACAUCAGAGACUAGUAGUCCUGAUUUGUCUUCUGGAAACUACAUAAUGUGGGAGAAGUUAAUGGAGGAUGAGGUUAUAUGUGAAGAGAACAAUAAAGAGAAUGCAUUUGUGGUUGAUCAAAGUAAGUAUGUUCUUGAAUUGGAGGAUUUGAUUGCAAAGCCAAAUAGUUUAAUUGGGUUUACAAAUGUGGGUGAAAUAGUUUGUCCAUCAGGACAGUAGGACAUUGAUGUGCAGGAAGAAGGAAGAAAUAGGACAUUUAUGACUUUCCUAUUGAUUAGAGAGGGUUCAAAGAAAGUGUAGUUCCUAUAAAGAUACAUGUAUAGUGCAAAAAUACAGUCGUGGAAACGGUUGCAAACUGGUAUCUCGGUUUCAGUAAACUUAAAAAUCUUUACGAAGUUUCAAAAAUCUUAAGUGGUAUUUCGGUUUUAGUAAACUUAAAAACCUUAAGUGGUAUCUCGGUUGCAGUAAGUUUAGAGGUUGCAGUAAACUCAAAUACUUUACGAGAUUCCAGUAAAUUCAAAUACUUUUACGAGGUUAUAAUAAAUUUAAAAACCUUUAUGAGGACGCGAUGCGAUGAUGUGACGUGACCUUACAGUAUGGAUAUAUGUGCAGUGUUUGUAUGCUAAUUUUUCUCUUCAAUUUCAGUCCCCAAUCCCACUAACAAUGUAGGGAAUUUGUUAUUGUACUUAGGCUUACAUUACCUUUCUCUUUAGGUUAUGCGUCCCUAUUUGUAUAUGCAUUAUUGUUCACAUUUGGAUAGGGACUUUAAUAGUGGUGAUUGUAUGAUGUAGUUUUUGUGUUAUAACUUCUGUAUCUAUGAAUGAAAUUUAGAUUCUCUAAUAAUCUUUGAUUUACUACAUUUACUGUUAAAAGAGUUUAGUCAGGCGGGGGACCACUCCUUGAAGAACUUUGAUUCAAUCACAUGCUACCACGAGAUAACUGUACUUCAUUUUGAUUCAUUCUUGUUUGAAACAUAAGCAAGCCACACCGAAGGCCGGCCCGUUCUCUUGAAGAAAAUGCAAUCAUUUUGGGUUUAGCCCUCUUAGUAAUAUAUUAUAUAAUAUAAAGAGUACAUAAUUAUAACAAAAAUUACUAUAGGUCAAAGGUUGGAAUAACAUAUUUGUAAUCUAAAAUUAAUGGAUCAAACUUAAAUUUGAACUAUUAUUUUUUGGUAGACUAAUAAAUUUAAUGAAUACUAUAAUGUCAU
This is a messenger RNA of Amaranthus tricolor (Joseph's coat), 2276 nucleotides long. RefSeq names its product heat stress transcription factor A-7a-like. The coding region runs from base 182 to 1288 and encodes 368 amino acids. The record is from RefSeq and is a predicted model, not a curated record. The transcript has 3 exons. Gene Ontology annotation, biological process: regulation of transcription by RNA polymerase II. Gene Ontology annotation, molecular function: DNA-binding transcription factor activity; RNA polymerase II cis-regulatory region sequence-specific DNA binding. Lineage: Eukaryota; Viridiplantae; Streptophyta; Magnoliopsida; Caryophyllales; Amaranthaceae. Gene Ontology annotation, cellular component: nucleus.